ACCUCCUCCCAGACCUCCUCCUCCUCCUCCUCUUGUGAGGCUACUUCGCCAGAUGGUGUAGUCUUUUUCUUUUGUUUACCCAUCGCCUCAGAGUUUACCUAACAAACCUUAGCGACAGAACUAUGGGAUGUCUCUGAGCAGCAUGACCGCUGGACACAGACACGAGGAAGGACUGACACCAUGAUGGGACCACUCACAAAGCUGUGUUAGAGCUUGAGCCCUGCUUCUCACCCAUGUGCUGCAUUCUGAGCUGCUGCUCAUUUUUUCAAAGCAGCCCAGCUGUAAAGACAUCGAACAUGUCUCCAACAAAGGAUGUGAAAUGAUCAAUUGAAACUCAUCCGAUCAAUGGAAAAGAGAAGGUUUCCUGGCACAAUGUCCAGGCAGGUGGAUUCGUCGUCCAAGAGACGCCCCUGUGUUGGAAGCGGGCUGACAUUCCCUCAGCCUCCCCAGCUUGCCUCCACCGUCCAGUAUGGCCGCAUUCAGGCUGUGGAGGUUGCGAGAGGAAGAACAGGGUAUGGCUUCACACUGACAGGCCAAAGUCCUUGUGUCCUCAGCUGCAUCCUUAAAGGAAGUCCCGCAGACUACGUGGGGCUGCGCUCAGGAGACUGCAUCCUCUCUGUCAAUGACAUAAAUGUCUCCAAGGCGUCGCACGAAGAUGUCGUCAAACUGAUUGGACGUUGCUCUGGCAUUUUAAAGCUGGUCAUUGCUGAGGGCGAGCGCCAUCGGCGCCACCCUCAUCGGGCCGCCGGCAGUCGCCAUCACAGCAGUAACGCGAUGACGGUGGCCUACCUGGAUUCCUGCUCCAGUGAUGACGAGCUGGAUGUUUUUUACAAUAACGGUGUGGGCAACAAUAAUGGCCGGCCAGGCUGUGGAACGAAAGGAGGCUGGUACCAACCCAAACUGGAUUCCAAGCAGCUUGGCAUCAACAGAGCAGAGAAGGUGGUGGCCGAGUUGCAAUCUGGAGGAAUCUUCAACAUGAUCUUUGAAAAUUCCAGCCACUCCUCCAGCAGCUCGGACAAGGACAGGCCCGGGGUGAGCUCGUCCUCAAAGCCGCGUCAGAUGUCCGAUCCGGAGUUCAACCCAUACCGCAAUGCCUCCUGUACCCAGAGCAACCCCAACCUGCUCUCUGAGGAGGAGAUGGCCCAGGUGCUGAAUGAUGACUCUGUCUUCCUGGAGUCCGACUUCCGUCACCUCCACAUUCACCACCACGAAGAGCAAGAUAUGGAUGUUGGAGAAGGGGCUGACUUUGGUCUUGAGCCCAGCGAGGGAAUACUUAACGUGGGGAUGAUUGUUGGGUACCUCGGCUCCAUCGAGCUCGCCUCAACAGGAACCAGCCUGGAGAAUGACAGUCUGCAAGCCAUCAGAGGGAGCAUGAGGCGCCUCAGGGCCGAGCAGAAGAUUCAUUCAUUGGUCCUCAUGAAGGUCAUGCACGACAGCGUACUCCUGUGCAGCGACAGAGGUCAGGUCUUGGCCACCUACCCUGCAGAAAAACUCGCCUUCAGCGCCUGUUGUCCUGAUGAUCGCCGAUUCUUCGGAUUGGUAACCAUGCAAGCCACGGAUGACGACGAUGAUCGCCACUUCAGCAACGGGCGAGACGACGAAGGAAAUUUAAGGACUUCAUGUCACGUGUUCAUCGUGGAUCCAGAACUAUGUCAUCACCAGGUCCAUUUAGGGGUGGCCAGGAGGUUUGGCUUUGAGUGCACCCCCGACCCAGACACAGGAGGCUGCCUGGAGUUCCCACCCAGUUCUCAGCCUCUACUCCACUUUGUUUCUGUCCUCUACCGAGACAUGGGGGAUAACAUCGAGGGGGUCCGGGCCCGCGCCUUCCACGAUCCGGACAACGACGCCCAACAGAACCACAGCACCAGCAGUAACAGCGAUAGUGGAAUCGGCAACUUUUUACCCGAGGAGAAGAGCAACCGAGUCCUUUUGGUGGAUCUCGGGGGCCCUCCCAGUCACAACCACAUGUCCGGGGCCCGCCAAUGGGACAGCCCGCCCUCCUCUCAGCAGGCCUGGAGCCCCAUCCUCGGAGCUGCCGCCUCCCACCCCCCUCCGCCCCCCCCUCCUCCUCCGAUGCUUAGAAACGGUCACUACCUCCACGACCCGCACCUCGCCGACCUCCCGCACCCUCUCCCCCUGGCUCACCCUGACCUGCCAAGCAGACUCUCACAAGGACUCAAUGUGCAUCACUACCCGGCGAGGAAGCUGGGUGGAGCUAUAGGGGGAGGAGACAGGAGAGGAGGAGGAGGAGUAGGAGUAGAGCCUCAGAGGUGGCUGCCAGUCCAUGUGCUGAGAGACUGGCGUCAGCAGCACCAGCACCACCACAGCCACUUCCAGGGCCUGAGCAGCGAUCAGGAGUCGUACGCCGAGUCCACCGACGGAUGGUCAUCAGCCAACUGCAGCACCCUGCCCCCGCCCAUGAAUAAGAUCCCUGCCGACCGCUACCGGGCCCCGCUGGCCCCAGGGGACCACAUGCAUCCACCUGGUGUCAGUCAUCCUCCCUCUCCUCCGCCUCCCCCUCCCCCUCCUGCACAAAUCCACAGCCACCGGCUGGCUGCUCAGAAAGACGAGUGGGCCAAGAAACUGUUCGGCGCUGGAGACCGGGAGCGCAACGGAGCACGGCGAGCCGAAAGAGAGAAGAAACGAGAGGUGAACUCAAAGGAGGGAGAGAAAAAGGGUGGUCGGUUUCGGGGCUUGACGAUGGGGUUCCCUCCUCUGCCGCAGCGCUCCUCAGCCAGACGCUCCUUUGGGCGCUCCAAACGUCUCAGCAUGGCCCGCUCCCUGGACAACUUGGAGUCCGCUGCAGUCUCUGAUGGAGAGCUGAACAGCGUGGAGCUGCAGGGCUGCAGCAGCGACAACAGUCUGAACAGUAAUGCCAGCCUGCCCAGCGUCCAGAGUCACCGGCGCCACACCGAGAGGAGGGUGGCCAGUUGGGCCGUCUGCUUCGAGCGGCUGCUGCAGGACCCUGUAGGAGUCCGCUACUUUUCGGAGUUUCUAAAGAAGGAGUUCAGUGAGGAGAACAUUCUGUUCUGGCAGGCCUGUGAAUUCUUCAGCCAUGUUCCUGAGAAUGACAACAAGCAGCUCUCGCAGCGUGCCAGAGAGAUCUACAACAGCUUCCUUUCCAGUAAAGCAACGACACCGGUCAACAUCGACAGUCAAGCCCAGCUUGCUGACGAUAUCCUCAACGCGCCAAAACCGGACAUGUUCAAGGAGCAGCAGCUGCAGAUCUUUAACCUGAUGAAGUUUGACAGCUACACGCGAUUCCUCAAGUCUCGGCUGUAUCAGGAGUGCAUGCUGGCUGAGGUGGAGGGCAGACCGCUUCCUGACCCCUAUCACAUCCCCAGCAGCCCAACGUCAAAGCACAGCACCACCGGCUCCGACCGCUCCAACCUCUCCACUCCCAAGAAGGAGGACAAGAAGACCAAAUCAGGGCGAUCUUUGAACGAAGACAGUCGGGAUGACUCAGGAGACCGGAGGAAGGGCAUGUUUUUUUCGUGGUCCCGAAACAGGAGCUUUGGCAAAGGCCCCAAAAAGCGGGAGCUGGCUGAUUUUAAUUACAGCACCAACGGUCGUCGGGAGUCCCAGGGUUCACUGUCCUCCGGAGCGAGUCUGGAACUGGGGACGUCAGGUUCGGGGAAGAAUGAGCAUGAUAUUUCCCGUGGCGCCGCAUCAGAACGAGGAGGAAGCAGCGCCCCCUUGAGGCAAUGUAACAUUAGCUUGCCAGAUGGCUCGUGUUGCCCGGUGCCUCUUCGGCCCGGCAUGUCAAUCAGAGACCUGCUGCAGGCCCUUUGUGACAAACUCUGCAUCAACCUGGCAGCUAUCGACCUUUUCCUUGUCGGAGGAGAGAAGCCUCUUGUUUUGGACCAAGACUGUAUGACCCUCAGCUCUCGAGACUUGAGAUUAGAAAAGCGCACUCUGUUCAGGCUUGACUUGGUGCCCAUCAACCGCUCUGUGGGUCUGAAGGCUAAACCAACUAAACCAGUGACUGAGGUCUUGAGGCCUGUUGUGGCCAAAUAUGGCCUGCACCUCUCUGACUUAGUGGCACGUAUAAGUGGCGAGUCGGAACCUUUAGAUCUCGGGCUUCCUAUUUCCAACCUGGAUGGCUUGCGAGUUGUGUUAGACAUUGAAGAAAACGCCAUAGGGAAAGUUUGGUUUCCUCACACAGAUAAAAUCAAAGCAGCUCAGAGUCACCUUCCGGCUUCUGCGAGCAGGAACCAGUCAGCAACACACCACUGGUUUCCACCGCUUGUCAUUGCUUCCUCCGAUACGUGCACCGCUGUGACUCAUCAGGGCUCUAAUGCCCCACUCCGCUCUUCGUGUGGCCCCCAGGGGGACGACAGGCCAACAAGGAAAGGCGGUUCAGCCCACCCCCAUGGGGAAAAUGGCAAGGGUGGGCCUGGCCCCGGCACAAGCAGCCAGCCCCUACCCAACCACUCUGUCUCUCUGCAUAAGGCUCCGGGGAAAAGAAAGCAGAAAAAGAUUAAUAUAGACGAAGCUGAAGAGUUCUUCGACCUCAUAUCCAAAGCUCAGAGCAACCGGGCCGACGACCAGCGAGGCCUGCUGAACAAGAGCGACCUUCAGCUGCCGGACUUUCUGCGCCUCACACCAACCAGCCCGACGACGGCUCCUCCCCGCAACCCCGAGCCCAUCUGCUCCACCCCGAAUUCCCGCAAUAGCAACAAUGGCGGCUUCCCCAGCAGCAGCCACCGGGGAAACAAGGGAAAUGGUAAUCACAGGGGCGGCGUGGUCAGUGGCUCGUACCUGCUCAGUGCGAGCCAUCAGUCGCAGAGCUUGGACUCAGCGCUGGGCGCAGAGUGCGGAGGUGGCAGAAAAACCAGACCGCCCCCUCCAUUUCCAGCCACCGUCUCCCCCAUCCAGUCAACCCGACCCGGCGCGCAGGGUCUCUUCCAGGACUCAGCCAGAGGGGAAUCGAUCCAGAUGCUGGAGGAGGACACCCUGUCAGAUCUAACUCUUGUGGGAGAAGGAGAUAUUAACAGCCCCAGCCUCAACUACAUCACUCCCUCCUCCCUGUCGAGUAAGCCCCUCCCCCGGCCUCAACACCAAGCACAGGACGGUCAGCCUUGCUCAGGUACCUCGCCGGUGUGAACUCUUAAGACCGCUGAACCUGCACCGCUCUCUUCACCUGACUGUUAGUGGGACUGGUGACCCACUAGAGUCAGUCUGGAGUUACUUCACUCGCCACUACUCACACGUGGCAGAAAAUGCAUCUGAAUCUCCUCCUUCCCUGCCACUAAAAUAAUUUUCAGUUUUUUAAAUGCUAAUUAGAAGUUUUAUUCCAGGACUGUCUAAAAAUACACACAACUAAUGUAAAAGAUCAGAGUGAAGAGCUUAAUUGCAAAGAGUAGAGAUUAGAUUUUAUUUAGACAGCAGUGAAUCUGAUAAUGUGAGGUGUUCAUAGGCCUAUCACAAUAACAAAUUUUGUUUGGACGAUAAAUUGUCCAAGAGAUUAUUGUGAUAAACGAUAAUAUUAGUUGUCUAGACGCAACUAAUUUAAUGAUAAGGGCAUAAUAAUUCAAGUUUGUCUUCUUAAAGAGUAAUAAACAUUUUUUUUUUUUUUAUGGAACACUUCACACUGGAACUAGAAGAUAUUUUUAAUACUCAAAAUAAACAACAACUAAAACAAUAAAAAAUUUUUUAUAAAAAUCUCAAACAACUGAAACCAUAAAUUAAAUGGAUUAUGAAAUCUCUGUAAACAAAACUGUCCUUCAAGAAACGCAAGUCAUCCGAAUGGAAAUAAUUGAGCUCAUUUAAAUUUAUCAUUACUAUUGCUUAUUGCGAUAGGCUUAAGUGUGCACUACUUCGUGCCCAGCAGUCCACUUUUAGAAUAAUAAAAUGUGUCAAAAAUACAAAGAGAGGAAACUAGAUGCAUUGAGCAUGGACAAAUUGUUCCCCUGUGAUUUUCUUGUGUGGUGUGUAUCUGUGUGGACUUUUUGACAGACUUGCUGUGGAUUACGUUUGCUUUGAGACAUAAGACUGAGGGUGAGGUUGGUAGAAACCUGUGCCAAAUUCACUCCUCCAGUCCCUAAAUGUACAAAAUCCUAACAAUGCACUUUAGCCAAUUGUAAACAAGACUUUAUUUGUAAUAUUUUUUCCUGUUACUCUUCUUUACUUUUCAUGUCUGUUUCAUUCUACAUGUGACUAAGCAGCCAUAGUUUUAGAAAAUCAUUAUUCUGGUUAUAGAGAUGCAUCGAUACAAAUGUUGGGGCUCGUUUCCAAUCCUCCGGUUUUUGUAAAACUUUGACCUGGCGAUGUGAUUGCACCCAAUUCCAAAUUCUCUUUAAGAGUAGCUACUUAAAACUCAAAUUUAUAAUGUUUCACUGUACUCUUCCUGCACAGAACAGUCAUUACCUAUUUUAUUAUGCAUUGGAGACCACUAGUACAUUUCUUUUAAUGUAUAUCGCUAAUAUAGCUAGUGUAUAUUACUGUUAGUAUAUGUCGUUAAUAGGGACCACCAUCUCUAUGAGAGAUUGGUGACUGUAAAAUUGGAUUUUGCUAUCUUUAAAACAAAAAAAACUAUUUUAGAGUCUUAAAUUAGCAUUAGCAUGGCUAGCAUUGUUAAAAUCCCAGUCUUCAAGUUCAUUCCCCAGAGUAGCUCCAUAUCUUAAUUUUACUAUUUUCCAAGAUAACCUGUAUUAUAAGUUCUAAAUAACACAACAGAGUAACUUUGGUUUAGCCUUCCUGUUAUCUGCUGAAGGUGUUUCUCUCUUUUGCAUCUGGAACCACAAAGAUUUCUCGACAUGUCGUAGAAAAUUUUUUCCUCUCAAAUCGCUUCUUAGAGUGUUGUGUGGUGCAGUGGUUAGAGCGGGCGCCCCGCGUACAGAGGCUACAGAUCUCGAUGCGGAAGCCCUGAGUUCGAGUCCCAUCCUCUGCACCUUUGCCACAUGUCUUUUCACGCUUUUCUCAGCCCUUAUUUGUUGGCUUACUUUCAAAUAAAGGCCACUAGAGCCCCAAAAAAAAAGUUUUUAAUGUAGAAAUGCCUACUUAAAUGUGUUUUCCUUGAGUUUUGAUAAACAUCUCACUGAAACUCAAAAUGGCUAACUUUGAGUCUUCUACACUCAGUAGCAACAUCCACGUUACGGAGAGUUAAUAUCACUGAAACAUGGUAGCACUCAUAUAUCAUUAAGAUGAAUGAUUGGAACAAGAUUUUAUUUUUGAUUUCCCAGCUGAUCAAACCGAAACUUGAUUCUGGUCACCAACCACUGGCUCGGUGCAUCUCUACUAAAUAGCCACUAGAAACUAAACGCCAGGAAGGUUCUGAAAAGCUCUAAGAAAAUAGUUCAGUUUUAAAGAGAUCAUAUAGUUUUUGACUUAAUGUAACAGCUGGCUGGUCUGACUCAAUAACACAGAGGCUUAACUACCUUUUUAUACAGUACAUGCGUUUUUUUAAACCCAUUUCCAUCAUUGUUCUCUUACCUCAGGCAUUUUGACUGUAUCGCAAGAACUUAUGUGUGCAAUCUUGCUCAUUGAUUAUGUGAUUUUUAAUAAUGUGCACUGGCUGUAAACAAGCAGCUUUUUUUUCUUAUUGAUCGACCAUCUCUUUUUCAGAUUAGAAAGCUUGGAGCUGUGUUUUCUGCAAGCUUCUAUCUGGACUCAUUUCGUAUGAAUUUUUAACUUUACUGUAUAAAUCCAUUAAUUUAUGCAUCAUGUUGUUUUCAUUGUUACCACCGGUUAAAAGUAUUAAUUUGUAUAUAGUUCCCUGAAAACCACCAUGUUGCAUUCUUAAAUGGCAUCACAGCCAUGCUGUCUCGUUAGGAAUCGGUUCAUCUGAGUUGACAUUGUGCUCUGUAAAUAGUUCAAAUAAAUGUUUCACACGUUUUACUCUCUGUAUCCUCAUGUGACCAACUUUCUGUCCUUUUCUAGUUUUCAGGAAUAUCAGCUUUGUUCCAGUUUUUCCUUUUCGGCACUGUGCCUCCUCUGCCCUGCUCUGUUUGAAAUUUUAUUCCGUAGCUAUUUACAAAACAAACUAGCAAAAAUAGAUAGUAAGCAGGGGGUGAUUUAUAGUCUUGGUCUAUUAUUAAUUUGUUUAAUUUGUUUAUAAAAAACAAUAUUUUAAUUUUUUUAUUGAUUUGCUACAAAAGCUCAAGUCACUCAAAGCAAAAAGCAAGCUUUUCCGUAUUAUAUUUAUUUCUUAGUGAAAGGGUACGAUCACACACAGGUCUUUUUCAUCUGGUGCACAUAAUUACAUUUAUUUAGCAUUUUGAAGGAAGUUUGCUGUGUUUAAAUCUUGGCAUUUAGUUUGGUGCUCCUGACUGUUGGAGUGAGAGUCAAACCCAAAGAAAGAUUUGAUAAGCUGCCUGAGUAUCUUGAAGGAAGAUGGUUGCAGCUUUUGAGUGUGCUAAAGGAUUCAAAGAGGUCUUGUAUAAUUCAAAACCCCUCACAACCCCAUAUGGAAAAAAGUCUACAUGAAAAACAUGUCUAGGUCUGGCUGUCUAAGCAAGCUGAUCCUAAAAGCAGACCGCAAGAUGCCAAAAGAAGUCACCAUAAGCCCUAAAAUGUCAUCACAGUUUGCACAGCAGGCCCUUGCUAACGUUGAUAUGAAAGUGUGUUCCUCUGCAGAGACUGUAUAAUUUCACUUUCACAAUAGUCUAAGACUGAACAGAGGAAAUGUUUGGUGUAAACCAUUACAGUAUCCCAAGACAAGAACAACAUCCGAACUGUAAAGCAUAGAGAGAAACCGGUAUUAAUUUUAGUGCAUAAUUAAAUGUCCAAGUUUAAACUGGAAAGCUUUGACUUUCCAUUCAUCAGAUGGGGACAGAGUAACGAAGCUCCACCAUUAAUGGUCGGCAUAAUAACACAGGGGCUUUCAGAGGUAGCAUUGUUAUCGCUUGAUAACAAUGCAUUUUAUGAUGUAUCGUUAUGAAACGAUACAUCAUAAAAUGCAUCGUUUGAUAACGUAAAACAAAAUCUACUUUUGUUUUAAGUUUGUCAUAUUUAUAACUCAGAAACAUGAAGCCAAAUCAUCUGUAACCCUGCAUUCUGCACUCAUUACAAAAAGAUGUAAGGAAUAAGUUAUUUUU
Molecule: messenger RNA, 9038 nt
Organism: Gambusia affinis (western mosquitofish)
Lineage: Eukaryota; Metazoa; Chordata; Actinopteri; Cyprinodontiformes; Poeciliidae
Gene: rgs12b
Product: regulator of G protein signaling 12b
Exons: 19
Coding region: 346-5106 (1586 amino acids)
Biological process (GO): signal transduction
Molecular function (GO): GTPase activator activity; protein binding
Source: RefSeq, a predicted model, not a curated record